GCCCCUUAACAGUUUUCAGGAACAGUCAACCUCGCAACGCGGAGCCUGACAGCCGAAAUGCUGGCGAGCUGGUGACCAAACUGUCAACAGUCAGUCAUCAGACAGACAGUCAGACAUGGAGUGACUUUUAAACGCGGAGUUAUACGAUGGUAUAAUUGGUUUUGUGUUUCAAGUGCUUUUUGACGAGUGCAAGGAUGGAGCUACCGGUGCUAGACAAGUUCUGCUUCAUCUUCCACCUGAGGACAGGAUGCAUUACCAUGGGCAUCAUGAACUCUAUCAUCACUUUCGUGCUAGCCGUCAUCCUCAUCACCUUCGCUGUAGACAUCAAGGCCGCUGACUCCAAGUCUGAAGACGCCGUGUCGUCUGUCGUGUACACUAUAGUCGUACUUAUGGUAGUGCUACUCCUGGUCAAGUUUGUUCUUGACAUGGUGUUCGUGUACGCUGUUUAUAAGGAGAAGAGUAGCCUAAUGAAGAAGUACUGCAUCUUCUGGGUCGUGUUUCUGGUGCUGUUCAUCAUCGGUUUCCUCAAGAGCCUGUUCCACAUGGGAGCGGGACAUGUCAUCGCGCAGAUACUCUUCUUAGCCGAAAACUUCUACUACAUCGUCGUAAUUCGAAGCUACUUGAUUUCGAUCCACGAAGACGGCAUGCUGUAAGUAUAGCGAUCUCGUUCACACACCUUACAACAACGAUGAAGAAACGAGAUGGCAACAUGGACCAGUACUACUAUGAGUGUUUAAUGUUUUAAAAUACAUAGCUCUAUAGCGUAAACGUCACGGGAAAAUGUUUUUUUUUUAUACCACGUCGUCGGUGGCAAACAGCCAUACGGUCCACCUGAUGGAAAGCGGUCACCGUAACCGUAACAUGCGCGUUGCUGAUCCAUUAGAAACUUGUACACACCAAUAUUUGCUUCUAGUAAGUAAUUGUUUGGCGCUGUGCACUUUUUCCAUAAUAUAUCAUUUUUUUUUUGACGUUAUCGCUAUAGAAUAAUGUUAUUAAACUCACGGUAGCCACACAGGAGCUUGUUGAAACUGCGAGUGAAAAAAAUGUACUAAAUAUAAGCCACUUUUGUCAUGCGUUAGCUCUGUCUCUCUCGGACCAUAGUUAUUAGAAUGAGAUAGAUGACAAGUAAGGCUAUAAGUAUGCUGAAGACGAGUUUUUGACUUCCAUUUAAUAUUGAAUCAGG
This is a messenger RNA of Leguminivora glycinivorella, 1183 nucleotides long. RefSeq lists its product as uncharacterized. Lineage: Eukaryota; Metazoa; Arthropoda; Insecta; Lepidoptera; Tortricidae. Bases 195 to 653 code for a protein of 152 amino acids. The record is from RefSeq and is a predicted model, not a curated record. The transcript is spliced from 5 exons.